Annulohypoxylon truncatum is the source of this 308-nucleotide messenger RNA. RefSeq lists its product as uncharacterized. The coding region runs from base 37 to 249 and encodes 70 amino acids. The transcript has 2 exons. Lineage: Eukaryota; Fungi; Ascomycota; Sordariomycetes; Xylariales; Hypoxylaceae. The record is from RefSeq and is a predicted model, not a curated record.
UCGAUUGUCAAUUCCGCGUCAUGAUACAAAUCAAACAUGCGGUUGAUUUCCCGACUUUACUUAUGUAUGUUUGGUUCUUCGGCACACAGUUCAACCUCCAAGGCGAAAAAAAGUACCCUGGAAAUCCGUAUCAACUGUCUUUCUUUCUCGGGAGGAUCGACUAUUCGGCGAGCCUCUUCAAGUCGUUGGACGGCAAUCUUUAGUAGUAGUUGGUAUCGACGACCGUCUCUUGAGGAGAAUCUCACAUGAUCAAGAAUUUUCAAGGCCAGGCCUCUCAGGUAGUCAGGCCGCACCUCUUCACCGACCAC